Molecule: messenger RNA, 5367 nt
Organism: Salarias fasciatus (jewelled blenny)
Lineage: Eukaryota; Metazoa; Chordata; Actinopteri; Blenniiformes; Blenniidae
Product: supervillin-like
Exons: 34
Coding region: 351-5072 (1573 amino acids)
Biological process (GO): actin filament severing; cytoskeleton organization; actin polymerization or depolymerization
Cellular component (GO): actin cytoskeleton; cytoplasm
Molecular function (GO): actin filament binding; phosphatidylinositol-4,5-bisphosphate binding
Source: RefSeq, a predicted model, not a curated record
ACACUCCCCCCCUUAAUACGGCGAACCACCCGCAGCUGCGAGUGUGUGACUACAUUUGGAGCGAGCCGCGGCAGCGAAAGCUCCGCGGGGAGGGAGGGACCGCCGGGCCCGGACACACGGCGAGCACCGCGUGAGGACGGUCUCUCUCCCGACGAGCACCAGACCGAGAGGUGGAAUCUGUCACUGAACUCUUCACAUCCGAUGGAACCCGGAUCCUGCUGGAGGAACGAUUGGCCUCCGUGUUUCGCCUCGUCCGAGAAGCGGAGAAAGAACAGCCCGCCCACUCUUGGCUCCUACAUGCUGUCCGAGUAUCGGCAGGACAGCGAAGCGUCUGAAUCUCUCUGAGGGACAUGGACGCCAUGGAGAACCCGGUCCUGGAGCCCCGGGCGGAGCGGAUCGCCCGGUACAAGGCCGAGAGGAGGCGGGAGCUGGCCGAGCGCUACGGCAACACGGAGGAGCUUCCCUCCAAGUGGGUGCGGAGGGACGCCGAGGAGGGGCACGAGCCAGGAGCCAGAUCCCACAGGAGGGCGCUGAACUCGGACGCCUUCUGCGAAGGAGUCAACGGCAAAACGCCGGAGGCGACUAACGGACUGGAGGCAGACGUUCCCGCAGAGCCCCCCUGCCUGAGCAGGCAGGUUUGCCAGGACUCUGGGGAGGCACCCCUCGCCCCUCUGGGACCCGACGCCCCGCAGCUCCACACUCGGGUGUCGGUGGGCCAGCUGAGAAGCGCCCUGCUGCAGCAGACGGAGCCGGAGAAAGUCGGCCCUGACGGUGGCCGGGCCGCGUCCUCUCUGGACCUGGCUGUGAAGCCGGGCUCAGACGCGAGCCGCCGCCGCACGCGGCGCUACCUCCCCGCCGGGUCGGGCGGCGGCCGCAAGACGGGCGAUCGCUUCAGGACGCAGCCGAUCACUGCCGAUGAGAUGCAGGAGAGCAGUGGGCUGAUGGAUGCAGAGGAAGAGGAGAACGGUAAAGGCGACGUGAAAACGGAUGACAGAGCCAAAAUGAGCGUGGCGGCCAAGAUGUCUUUGUUUAAAGAGCUGGAGCGGUCCGCCGCCCCCGAGGCCUCGGCCUUCCUCAAGCCUCGCUCCGGCGGCGCCGGCCACGAACGCAGGGCGCGGCGCGGCAACGACCCUCGAUUUCUCACCCAGCCGAUCACCUGUGAGGAGAUGGUGGCCAUCAGCGCCCCGAAACCGGCGCCGCCGGCCGAGGCCCAGCCCGAGGAGGACGGCGACGAGAGCUGCAAGCUGAGCAUGAGCGAGAAGCUGGCACUGUUCAACAAACUAUCGCUGCCUACGAAACAAGGCGCCGCCGACGGGCCUCCCGAGCGGCGGAGGCAGAAGGGGGCCCGGUACCGGACGCAGCCCAUCACCGUGGAGGAGGUCAGCCUGCUCCAGAAAGACCCGGUCCAGCUCCCGGCCCUCUCCUUGUCCCCCCACCUGUCCGACAGACAGCAGGCCUCGUCUGUCAACCUGAAACCCAGCGAAGUGCGUCUGUCUCAACCGCGCCCGGACGCCGACCCCGACCCCGUCCCCGACCCCGAGCCCCCUCCCGUCCCGCAGCGCCGCAGCUCCGAGCCCGGUCUGAAGGGGAUCCUGAAGAAGAGCCGCUCCGCCGGCCAGGCCGACGCCCGCCAACAGAACGGCGGCGGCCGCGGCGAGCCGGCGCAGCAGGACCGGACGGAGGGAAGCGAGAGGCUGGAAAUCUCGGCGCCGCCGCGCAGACAGAGACGCGAGGAGUGCGGCGUGGACGGGGGCGCUCAGAGCGCCGCUCCCUGGAGGCAGAGGACUCGGAACAGGAGGGAGACCAUCGCCUGCACGCCCACCAGAGCGCUGCGGCAAGACGGCGAAGAACAGACCGUUUCCUCUGUGGGAAACGGCUGCAGCUCGGAUCUGACGGACAGAGUCCAUGGAGGAGAAGAGCAGGAGAGAGCGAGGAGGGCUGAUGAGACGAAGGUCACUCGGUCGGAUCACUCGGCUGACCUGCAGGAAACGGCCGGCGGGACGAAACAGGGAGAAUCUCACCUGGAGAGCUGGGAGCCCGUCUUUGCCUCAGUGUUUUCUAGCAAUACGCCCCAAUAUAUCAUGUGUUUUAAUCAGACCAGCUUGUCUUUUGAAGCGCAGGAAGUGUCGUCGCCCACAAAGAGCCCUGCUCAGCCUCAGUGGAGACAGAAGGGUAAAGGAGGGGAUCCCGAGGAGCUGCAGGAGAGCACGGAGCAGGAGAGCGCUCGGAGAAGUCUUUCCUCGCCUGAAGCAGAGCGAAAUGAGAUUCCUGUCGACGCCGGUGAAACGCUCUGCUGCUCCCCUGAAGACUGGUCCAGCCGGCCUGUGGAGGAGCCUGAAGCUCCUCACGGCUCCUCGCCCACAGCGGAGGACGAGACGCCCGUGAACCAAUCAAGUGCCUGUGACGGAGGUUUCUUCCUGGAACGGUCGCCUCCCUCCGCCUGCCCGCCUCCGCCUGACGGAGGGGAUUCUGCCCCGGAGAGGGAGCGGGACCUGGACGUCCUCUGUCAGACCAACACACACAUACUGACCUCCACCGUCGCGGAGCACCGGCGCUCGGUGCGUCCGUCCCGCCGGACCCAGGGAUCCAGGAACCCCCUGAGGGCCCUCGCCGCCAGGGAGGACAUCCGGCAGGACUUCAUGGGAGAGAGGGUCAACGCAGCCGCCGAGGAGAGAGCGCCAGCUGAGAACAACUGUAAAAACCCCGCGGCGUCAGACGACUCCACGCCUUCCCCGGACGCCGACAGACCGCCGUCCCUCCCCGCCUUCAGCAGCCUGAUGCUCAUUCACAUCAAAGGCAGGCGGCGGGUGCAGGUGAGGCUGGCCGAGCCCUCGGCGCGCUCGCUCAACAGCGGAGACUGCUUCCUGCUCGUCACGCCGCGCGCCUGCUUCGCGUGGAGCGGAGAGCGCGCCAACCCGCAGGAGAAAGCCAAGGCCUCGGAGCUGGCUGCGUUCAUCCAGAGCCGGAGGGAUCUGGGCUGCCAGGCCCCGGAGGUGGUCCACCUGGAGGAGGGGCGGAGCGCCGACACCAGCGCCGCCGCAGACUUCUGGAGUCUGCUGGGAGGGAGAACGCCGUACAGAGGCGCCGGAGUGCCGGACGAGGAUGAGCAGUUUGAGAGCGGCGUGGUGGAGUCGAACUGCGUGUACAGGCUGCUGGAGAACAGGCUGGUGCCUCACGAGCAGGCCUGGGCCUCCACGCCCAGCGCGGCGCUGCUCCAGUCCUCUGAGGUUCUGGUGUUUGAUUUUGGCAGCGAGGUGUACCUGUGGCACGGCCAGGAUGUUCCCCAGAGGAGGAGGAGCGUUGCUCUGCAGCUGACUCGCCAGGUGUGGGCCGGAGCGUACGACUACAGCAACUGUGGAGUCAACCCUCUGGAUUCCACUGGGAGCGACCCCGGCGCUCGGCCGAGGGGGGAGGGCCGGCCCGGCUGGGCCCUGCUGGGGGUCCUGGCCCAGCACCAGGAGACGGCUCUGUUCAGGGAGAAGUUCCUGGACUGGCCGGAGGAGAGCGGAGCCGGCGAGGGAGCUGCUUCAAAGCCGGAGCAAACGCAGGCCCCCCCCCCCCCCCCCCCGCCCUCUGACCCCCUGAGUCCGUGCGACGCCAGAGCUCUGGUGUCGGCCCGCCCGCCGGAGGGGGACCUCGGCCCGCGCACCGUGCUGGCCGGCGUGGAUGUGGAGCGGGGCCGCGGCGUCUGCACGGCGGCGGUGGACGCCUGGCACGUCCAGGAGUUCGACGACAGCGAGGUCCCGCUGGAGAGCACGGGACAGCUCCACGAGGGGGACUCGUACGUCGUCCGCUGGACGUACAGCGUCAACGCCGCUGAUGACGUGAAAGUCUCAGAUGAGGGUGACGGAGCCUCUGGACAGACGGAGAACACGGCCUUCUUCCUGUGGCGAGGGCGCCACUCCAGCGUCAGCGGGCGCGACACGGCCGCCUUCCUGUCCAUCGGCAUGAAAAACCAAGAGCAGUCGCAGGUGGUGGUCCCUCAGGGGAAGGAGCCGCCCUGCUUCCUGCAGCUCUUCCAGGGAGGCCUGGUAAUCCACCGGGGGAAGCGAGAAGCCGCUCCAGCUGACGCUGAGUGGCGUCUGUUCUGCGUGCGAGGGGAGCUCCCGGAGGAGGCCCAGCUGCUGGAGGUGGAGCGCUCCUGUGCCGGUCUGAGGUCAAGGGGCGCCGUCGUCCUGCUGAACAGCCAGCAGGGGGCGCUGUACCUGUGGACUGGAUGCAAAGCUCACAGCAGCGUCAGAGAAGUCAGCAGGAGGGCGGUGGAGCGGCUCUCUGAAACGCGUCCUCCGGAGCUGGGUCUCGGUAAAGGCAGCUCCCUGCAGGUGCAGGCGGUGGAGGAAGGAGCAGAGCCUGCAGACUUCUGGACAGCUCUGGGAACGAUGGACAGGAAGGCCUACGACUGCAUGCUGCAGGAUCCUGGGAAGUACAACUUCACGCCUCGCCUCUUCCACCUGAGUGCCUCUUCUGGACGUUUCCAGGCCGAGGAGCUCCAGAGUCCGUCGCGGCUGCCGGGGAUCGUCAUGGCGAUGCCUUUUGUCCAGGAGAGCCUGUACGCUGCGCCGCAGCCAGCCCUGUUCCUUCUGGACAACCGUCUGGAGGUGUACCUGUGGCAGCGCGGCCAGCCUGAGCAGACGGAGAGCGCGGCGGCGGCCUGGAGCCUCUGGCACCACGAGAGGCGGUGCGCCAUGCAGACGGCGCUGCAGUACUGCAAAGAGAUGAACCCGAGGAGGCCUCCGCUGGCCUACCUCAUCCUGGAGGGGCUGGAGCCGCUCACCUUCACCAACGUCUUCCCUCGCUGGGAGAGGAGCUCGGGAUGCCACACACAGGCUGACGCGGGGCGACAGAAGCUGACCUUGGUGCAGGACGCCCUGGCCCAGCUCAUGAAGACCCAGUACCCCCUGGAGGAGCUGCUGAGGAGCCCUCUGCCUGAAGGAGUGGACCCCCGCCACCUGGAGGUCUACCUGUCAGACCAGGACUUCCAGACUCUCUUGGAAAUGAAGAGAGAUGAAUACGCCUCCCUGCCGAGCUGGAAGCAAACUGAUCUGAAGAAAAGCAAAGGCCUGUUGUGUUGAGACUGACCGAUGGGACGCACCAAGGACUGCUCACAACGCAAUAAAAAAAGAAGGAAAAUCACUUUUAUUUAUGUUAAAUUAGUACGAGUGUGUGGACUUUUUAUUGGACAUGGAUUUCUCUGUAGCUACCGUUCAGGUCGGAGCAACAACAGACCACAUUUUUCCUAUGUAACGUAAUUUUAUCUGUACAAAUCAGCAAAAGAUACAAAAAAAACGAAACAAAAAGAAGAUAGGUGGGAGUGAAGGCAGGAUGUCAGUAACAAAGAAUGACAAGACGAGUGCUUUCAAAAUAAAA